Echinococcus granulosus is the source of this 1947-nucleotide messenger RNA. RefSeq names its product Succinate dehydrogenase [ubiquinone] flavoprotein subunit. Gene Ontology annotation, biological process: mitochondrial electron transport, succinate to ubiquinone; tricarboxylic acid cycle. The transcript has 5 exons. NCBI's taxonomy places the organism in Eukaryota, Metazoa, Platyhelminthes, Cestoda, Cyclophyllidea, Taeniidae. The record is from RefSeq and is a predicted model, not a curated record. The coding region runs from base 1 to 1947 and encodes 648 amino acids. Gene Ontology annotation, molecular function: flavin adenine dinucleotide binding; electron transfer activity; succinate dehydrogenase (quinone) activity.
AUGGCGUCUUUGGUCCGGGCGAGUUUCGCGUCUGUUGCAGCCCGGCUGGGUUGUGUGCCUACUUUCGCAGGGGCAUCUCGGCAUGUUUCAACGGUAGGGAAAGAUUAUACGAUUAUUGACCACACCUAUGAUGCCGUUGUCGUCGGUGCUGGCGGUGCUGGUCUUCGUGCUGCUUUUGGCUUGGCUAAUGAGGGCUUUAAAACUGCAUGUGUCACCAAGCUUUUUCCGACACGUUCCCACACCGUCGCUGCCCAGGGUGGUAUUAAUGCUGCUCUCGGAAACAUGGAACAGGACCACUGGAAAUUCCAUAUGUUCGAUACGGUGAAAGGUUCGGACUGGCUCGGUGACCAGGACGCUAUUCACUACAUGUGUGAAGAGGCUCCCAAGGCUGUUAUUGAGUUGGAGAACUAUGGAAUGCCUUUUAGCCGACUGGAAAAUGGCAAAAUUUACCAGCGUGCUUUCGGCGGUCAAAGUCUCGAUUACGGUAAGGGUGGUCAAGCUCAUCGGUGCUGCGCUGUUGCUGAUCGUACUGGGCACUCGCUUCUCCACACUCUAUACGGUCGCUCACUCCGUUAUGAAACCGAUUACUUCAUCGAGUACUUUGCGCUAGAUCUUCUGAUGGAGAAUGGUGCGUGCCGUGGCAUCAACGCGAUGUGUCUCGAGGAUGGGACGAUUCACCGGUUCCGAGCCAAAAAUACUAUCCUUGCCACUGGCGGUUAUGGUCGUGCUUAUUUCUCCUGCACCUCUGCACACACUUGCACCGGUGACGGUACUGCUAUGGUCACUCGUGCUGGCCUCCCCAACGAAGACAUGGAGUUCGUACAGUUCCAUCCUACCGGUAUUUAUGGCGCUGGUUGUCUCAUCACUGAGGGCUGCCGUGGUGAAGGUGGCUAUCUGAUCAACAGUGAGGGUGAGCGGUUUAUGGAACGCUACGCUCCCAAUGCCAAGGAUUUGGCUUCACGAGACGUGGUGUCUCGUGCUAUGACGAUUGAAAUCCGCGAGGGUCGUGGUGUCGGUCCUCGUAAGGAUCAUUGCUACCUGAAGCUGCAUCAUCUGCCUCCCGACCUUCUGAAAUCUCGGCUCCCCGGUAUCUCUGAGACUGCUGAAAUCUUUGCUGGUGUUGACGUUACAAAGGAACCGGUUCCUGUUCUCCCGACUGUGCACUACAACAUGGGUGGUGUGCCAACUAAUUACAAGGGACAGGUUAUCACUUAUGAUGCUGCCACCGGCAAGGACAAGAUCAUUCCUGGUUUGUAUGCUGCUGGUGAAGUUGCGUGUGCAUCUGUGCACGGUGCCAACCGUCUGGGUGCUAAUUCGCUUCUCGACCUUGUCGUCUUCGGUCGCGCUUGCGCCCUCGACAUUGCUGAGAAAUGCAAGCCCGGUGAUUUUGGCCCCGAGCUUCAUCCUGAAACCGGCAUGGAGUCGGUCGCCAACAUUGAUAAACUCCGGAGUGGAAAGGGCCAGUUCCCUGUCAGCGAUGUCCGCCUCGAAAUGCAACGCACUAUGCAAGAGCAUGCUGCUGUCUUCCGAGAUGGUCCUGUGUUGAAGGCUGGUGUCGAAAAGAUGUUAAAGCUCUACGCCGCCAAAUACGACAACCUUAAGGUGUCUGACAAGAGUCUCAUAUGGAACUCGGACCUUAUUGAAGGUCUUGAACUGCAGAAUCUCCUCAUUAACGCUGUGCAGACGAUUGUUGCUGCUGAGGCCAGGAAAGAGUCUCGGGGUGCUCAUGCCCGUGAGGACUUUAGGCAGAGAAUUGAUGAAUACGACUACUCAAAGCCGAUUGAAGGUCAAACCAAGAAGCCAAUGAGUGAACACUGGAGGAAACACACGAUGAGCUACCAAAACCUCAAGACCGGUGCCGUUAAACUUGAGUACAGACCCGUGAUUGACAAGACUUUGGAUCAGAACGUCUGCCCCACCGUGCCUCCGAAAAUCCGUUCCUACUAA